Messenger RNA from Talaromyces marneffei, 3102 nucleotides. RefSeq lists its product as uncharacterized. Gene Ontology annotation, biological process: lactose catabolic process. Lineage: Eukaryota; Fungi; Ascomycota; Eurotiomycetes; Eurotiales; Trichocomaceae. The coding region runs from base 1 to 3102 and encodes 1033 amino acids. Gene Ontology annotation, molecular function: carbohydrate binding; beta-galactosidase activity. The transcript has 2 exons. The record is from RefSeq and is a predicted model, not a curated record. Gene Ontology annotation, cellular component: beta-galactosidase complex.
AUGAUUUUCCCACAGAGUUUGCCAGACUGGAACAACCUCAGGGUCAUCCAUAAGGGCACACUCCCCCCAAGGGCGCACUUCUAUUCCUAUGUUUCCAAUGAAAAGGCCCUUACAUUAGACCGCCAACAGAGCGAGUACGUUUCCUUGAAUGGCACCUGGAAAUUUCACCAUGACGAAUCUCCACUUGAAGCUCCUGAUUGGGAAUCUGCCGAUCCCUUAAGCUGGGACGAUAUCAAAGUUCCAGGGAUGUGGCAGCUUCAAGGAUAUUCGCAUCCAACCUACACCAAUGUCAAUUACCCGUUCCACGUAAACCCCCCACAUGUGCCUCUUUUGAAUGAGACCGGGUCAUAUUGGAGACAAUUCGUCGUGUCGCAAGCAUGGGAUGGGCAGCAGAUCCGUAUUCGAUUUGAAGGCGUUGAUAGUGCUUUCCAUCUAUGGAUCAAUGGAAAGCUCGUAGGAUAUUCACAAGGUUCACGGAAUCCUGCCGAGUUUGACAUCAGCAAUUUUCUUCAACCCACAGGAUCCGCGAAUACAAUUGCAGUACGCGUGUACGAGUUCUGUGAUGGAUCAUAUAUCGAACGUCAGGACCAGUGGCUACUUAGUGGCAUCUUUCGAGAUGUUGGUUUGCUUGCAUUUCCACCGGAUUCAGUAAUUGACUUCAACGCUGUGCCGACACUAAGCGAGGAUCUAGCCUCUGGUGAGCUUACCAUCAGUGUGAAAACACGGGGUCAAGAUGGUGUUUUGCAGGCGAAGUUAUAUCGCCCGGAUGGCACGAUCCUGAAUGAAUCAACUUUCACUUCCGCCGAACCUUGUAAUAUUCGUGUGCUGGGUGAAGAUCUGGAGCUAUGGUCCGCUGAGAAUCCUAUUCUUUACACAUUGCUUUUAUCAUUCAAAGGCCGUACAAUCCCCCAACGUAUAGGUUUCCGACGCAUUGAGCAAAAGAAUUCCAACUUCCUUGUUAACGGAAAACCGAUCAUCCUGUACGGUAUGAAUCGCCACGAACACCACCACCUUCAUGGACGUGCCGUACCCUAUGAGAGUAUGCGUGCAGAUUUGAUCCUCAUGAAGAAGCACAACAUUAAUGCUCUAAGGUGCGCCCACCAACCGAAUGAUCCACGACUCUAUGAAGUUUGUGAUGAGUUGGGGUUAUAUGUGAUUGCAGAGGCAGAUCUUGAGACCCAUGGGUUUGAUCCAGUAGAAAGAAAUAAUAUUAAGGAUCAACACCUGAUGACUGAGCAUGAAAUUCAAGAGACUUCGUAUAAGUUGGCAAAGAAGUGGACAUCGGACAAUCCCGAAUGGAAGGAUGCCUAUCUUGAUCGUGCUGUUGAACUUGUGGAGAGAUUUAAAAAUUUCACUUGUAUCAUCUUCUGGUCUCUCGGGAACGAGGCAUUUUACGGUCAAAAUCACUCUUCCAUGUACAAGUGGAUUAAAGAAACCGACCCUACUCGUCUUAUCCACUACGAGGGAGACAGGGACGCUAUUACAGCCGAUUUGUACUCUAGCAUGUAUUGGAGUGUAGACACUUUGAAGGCUCACAUUAGAGAAAAGACGGACAAACCUUUGAUUCAGUGCGAGUAUGGCCAUGCUAUGGGUAAUGGGCCGGGCGGUUUGAAAGAAUAUAUCCAUGCUUAUCGCAGUGAGGAAUUACUGCAGGGGGGGUUCAUCUGGGAGUGGUGUAAUCAUGGACUUCUCAAGAGGGACGGUGAUACGUCUUAUUACGCUUAUGGUGGUGAUUACGGGGAUGAGCCUAAUGAUGCAGAUUUCAUCCUUGAUGGAAUGGUUUUCUCAGAUCAUACCCCAACUCCUGGUCUGAUUGAAUACAAGAAAGUGAUUGAACCCGUCACAGUGCAGUUAAAGGGAGAGCAACUAGAGAUAAAAAACCACUAUGACUUCAGUACCUUAGACCACCUGACAGUUUAUUGGCACCUUGUCGAAGAGACUGGGAGCACAGAACCGAUCCUCUGGCAGCUCCCCGCAAUUAACCCCGGACAGUCGAAGUUGGUUGAACUUCCGCAAGGUGUGAAGUUGGGCUCUAAAUCAACCUGGCUCGCCUUGAAUUUCUGUCUUAGAGAUGCAACGGUCUGGGCAGCACAAGGCCAUGAGAUUGCUUGGGCGCAAAUUCCUUUAUUUGAUGAUGAGGCACUUUCCAUCCCUCCGGCUCCCGUCCUUCCAGGAUCAAUUCUAUCUGUUUCGGAGGGACUGGGAAGACUAUAUAUCGUCUCGAAUAGUUUUGGUUCACGGUUUACUUACGAUUUGGUCAGAGGAAACCUCUCUUGGUCCACAGAUACAGGUAAGAUUUUCAAUAGCGGGCCUCAGCUAGGGAUAUACCGUGCUUUGACCCAGAAUGACCUUGGUCUGGAAGGACCUCAUCUCGAAUGGGAACGCUUCCGUAUCGAAAGCACUCGCAUGCUUGUCCAAUCUGUGACUUGGAGUUGCAAUGAGGAUGGAACCGUGACCAUUGAUACGAAGGUCCGCGUUGCGCCCACGGUUCUCGAGUGGGCGCUCGAAGCUACCCUAAGUUAUACAAUUACCGAGUCAUCUGUCAAUCUUCAUGUGAAAGGUGAUUUUUCUGGCACAUACCCGAAAUAUAUUCCGCGACUCGGGGUCACCGUACGCCUACCUCGACGCUACGAUGCCUCCACAUGGUUCGGUAGAGGUCCGGGAGAAUCAUACCGCGACAAGAAGUCUGCUGCCCGCUUUGGGACAUACACGACUAGUAUACGUGAAGGUCUGCAGACCCCGUAUGAGUGGCCCCAGGAGAACGGCAACCGGACUGACACACGCUGGACUCGUAUACAUUCAUCUCUAGCCGAUACGUCAUAUGCCGCCUCCGCGAAGGCACUUGCUUCCAUACCUGGAAUUGAGGUGAGAAUGGACUCUCCAUUCAAUUUUUCCCUCCGUCAGUAUUCUAUUUCCGAGCUUGAUCGCGCAAAACAUCCCCAUGAGCUCUCAGAACUAGUUGAUGAAUCCGAGCUAAAUGUUGAUUUCGCGCACCACGGAAUUGGAACAGCAAGUUGUGGUCCGGGUCCUUUCCAGGGUCAUAGAUUAGAGGCUGGUCCCUUUGAGUUCACUGUGAUAUUCCGUUUGAGUGAUCUGGCAUAG